AAGCGCCGUGUGCUCAAUAGUGCCCGCUGAGUUCUGCUAUCACAAAUUCACAGAGCUGGGUCUCGCGCCUGCCUUCCAAGUUAUUUGCUGCUUCCAUCUGGCGUUAGGCAAACGCACCUUUCAUGCCCGAUCGCCUUCAUCCCCCAUGCUUACGCGCCCGCCCUUCAUUCUCUACCGCCCGACUACCCCUGCCGUGACCGCCACCAAACCCACUUCCUAUUACCUCCUUCGGUGCCACGUCUCGCAACGUCGAGCCCUUUCCACUGCUCAGGCCAUGGCAUCUGCAUCGCGUCUUAACAGACUCCGCGAGCUUGUCAGCUCCGAUUUGCAAGCAUUACCAGAUAAGUUCGUAGAAAAUGACCAUGGGCCAGUUAGCGACGAUGAUACGACUGGCGGCGUGUCACUGAGCCUCAGUGGAGGCCCUCCGCCCUACAAGCAAUCCGAACCUACGAGACGCGUGAGCCAACCGGGUCGUCCCGAACUAACCCAGCAAGUCUCCACCACCCAAUCUUCCGGCAAUACUCAAGGUACAAGUACUUCAUCUAUCCCCUCUGUCCCACACCUGGCGAAUCCUGAACGUCAAUUUGUCUGGAUGCAAGACCAAGCAAGUUCAUGGAACUUGGGUUCUCAGCCAAACCUCUCCUCUUUUGCGACCACAAAGCUGCCUGCUCCCAGACUCCAGAAAGGAACUCUUGCUUCUGCUCGCCAGGAAUAUACUCCCAUCUUCGCUCUUGCUAAAUAUCCAUACAAAUUCUGCAACAAGAAUUUCAAGCAAGAUAUUGCAACUCAUUUCUUUGACGCUGGCAAAUUCUGGGCACGUGAGUGGGACCUAUAUUACGUCUGGGACCUUGAUGAGAUCAAACCCCUUAUUCUUGUUCACGAAGAACAAUUCCAGACUUUGCUGAAGGAAAUUAAUCUACUUCUCAGGCUCGGAUUGAAAAUCACUGACGAGCAACGCAAUAACGGCCUAGUGAGCCCCUUUCCAGAGCAUCCCCGCUGCACUCCUCGAUACUUAGGCCGCUCUCAUUCGCGACAACAAUUUGACGACAUGGUUGAAGCAGUUCCUUCUCCUUCUUUCCGGGCUCCUGGAGAGAAAAUAUCGCCGCCACUGGAGAAGCGCACCCUGGAGUACUUCAAACAGCAGAUGGAGGAGCUGCUUGAUCUCCAGAGGGCUAAAGGCAAAGCACAGAAGCUUAAGAAGAAACAGGAGAGGAUCAUAAAACAGCAGAAUAUGGGAAUGCAAUUCAAACGCGCUCAGCGCUAUCUCGGUCUGCGGCUAGCGAAGAAAAAUGGUCCUAACCUACCUGGAAACGUAGACUUGACUUGGGAGGAACCCCGGAAGUCUGAAGAGGAAGGCGCUGGGAAACUUUCCAUUACAUCUAUUAAUGCCUCGCUGCCAGUUCCGUUCCCCUUUGAGAAAGACGUUGUUAUUGUGUCGGUCGAUGUCGAAUCAUAUGAGCGAGAUCACAACAAAAUUACCGAAGUCGGAAUUGCAACCCUGGAUACCCGUGAUCUCAAUGGGGUUGCACCUGGCAAGGACGGCGAAGCUUGGAGAUCCAAGAUCCGAGCUCGCCACCUCCGCAUCUAUGAGCACAGGCAUUUAAAUAAUGUAGAAUUCGUCUCCGGAUGCGCUGGGAAUUUUGAGUUUGGUGACUCGGAGUUUGUCAGGCUCGAUGAAGUAUCUGAGGUGAUCGCGACGUGUUUCAAACCGCCGUUCUGCAAUCAUCGGAAAGAGAAUGAUUCUGAGAAGUCAAUUGCUGAGUUGAUGCAGAAGAUCGAUCUCUCUGAGCAACGCAACCUCAUCUUCCUUGGGCACGACCCGACUGGAGAUAUUCGUUACCUUAAUCAGCUCGGUUUCAAAGCGAUGGAUUUGCCAAACAUGCUGGAAACGCUGGACACUGCAUCUCUGUACCGCGUUUGGAAGCGUGAGCCUAAUCCAACGAAACUAGGCAACAUUCUCUAUGACUUCGACACCGUCGCUUGGAACCUUCACAAUGCAGGCAACGAUGCUGUCUACACUGUUCAUGCUAUGCUUGCUAUCUGUGUUCGCGAAGCGACCAUACGUGGUUCGCCGACUGCGGAGUCGAUACGCGAAGCUUCAAAGGCCGCUCGACUUGCUGCUCUCACGGAAGAAGCGCGAGUGCGUGCUCAAGAGGAGAUGGAGGGAUGGAGUGACGGUGACAAUGAUGAUGGUGGAGAACCAGUCAAGAUUCUAUUGAACGAGAAAUCUGGUCAAGAUCCAAAGAAGAGCGACAAUCAGCACCAGCACCAAUCAAAUAAAACGAGACAACACAAUACGUCCCCUAAUAUGUUUCCUGAUACACAUGGACAAGGUCAACAUCAGGAGGGUGUACGGUUGACUAGCUAUGACGGCUCCGUGGGUCCCAACGAGCGCGGACACCACCGGGGACGAGGCAGUGGUCCGCGCGGUGCCGGCUCCAUCAAUCGAGCUUCCCACCAGUCACCGGAUACUGGACGUCGUGGGCGUAGCCGUGGACGAUACAGCGGCCCCAGCCGUCCACGCUCUGCACGGUACUACACCAAUCGCCGCCCAGCUAGCGAUGGUGGGACCCCCAAUCAGUUCGGGCACGCAUACGAUCCUACGGAGUGCCAUGAUCUUAUUGAUCAUUACUAACCAUGAGUUAUCUCUCAGCAGCGGGAAACAACGGCGAAUCAGCCUGGCAUUCCGGUGUUGCCCAUAAACUUCUUAGAACUAUUUCAGGGCUUAGGCUGGGACUUUGAGAGGAUCCUCCUGCAAACUUUAACAAUUGAGAGGUUUUCGA
Molecule: messenger RNA, 2783 nt
Organism: Lindgomyces ingoldianus
Lineage: Eukaryota; Fungi; Ascomycota; Dothideomycetes; Pleosporales; Lindgomycetaceae
Exons: 3
Coding region: 146-2635 (829 amino acids)
Cellular component (GO): nucleus
Molecular function (GO): nucleic acid binding
Source: RefSeq, a predicted model, not a curated record